This is a messenger RNA of Telopea speciosissima, 618 nucleotides long. Its product is annotated as RING-H2 finger protein ATL2-like. The transcript has a single exon. Bases 1 to 618 code for a protein of 205 amino acids. The record is from RefSeq and is a predicted model, not a curated record. NCBI's taxonomy places the organism in Eukaryota, Viridiplantae, Streptophyta, Magnoliopsida, Proteales, Proteaceae.
AUGGCUUCUGAUAAUUCAGGUUACUACUUUGGUGAUGAUGUCUGGUACCAUUCAGCUGGUAAGGUCACAGCUUUAUGUGUUCUAAUUGUAAUUGUUAUCUUUAUCUAUUUCUAUGCUUGGAGAACUUACAGACGCCAUGCAAGAGAAACUGCCCAAUCCUCCAUUAAUGGAGUCUCAUCAUCCUCACAAGUAGUUCACUCUCGUCAAUUACCCAUCAAUAAGGCUCUUCAUCAAUCUCUAAUCGAUUCUCUUCCCACCUUCCUCUACAGUCCAACCCAUCAUUUCUCCAACAGUACUAGUACUACCACAUCAGAAUGCCCUGUUUGUUUGUGCAAUUUGGAAGAAGGAGAAAUGGUUAGGCUUAUACCUACAUGUAAGCAUAUGUUCCACUUGCAGUGCAUCAAUAUGUGGUUAAGCUCUCACUACACAUGCCCUAUCUGCCGUUCUCCUGUUCAAGUCUCAAGCACUGGUGGGCAUCAAGAGAUGAGCAUUUGGGUACCUUCCCAAUUGGAUUCAUUUAAUCCUGCUACUACCACAACAAGUUCAGAGAGUACAUCUGAUGAUGCUUCUUCACAAACUUCUUCAAGUAUUUCAUCUGUCCCUCUUUGUCACUCUUGA